Molecule: messenger RNA, 711 nt
Organism: Penicillium macrosclerotiorum
Lineage: Eukaryota; Fungi; Ascomycota; Eurotiomycetes; Eurotiales; Aspergillaceae
Exons: 1
Coding region: 1-711 (236 amino acids)
Source: RefSeq, a predicted model, not a curated record
AUGGAAGGCUUCGAGGGUCCGGGCGACUCUCAUGGAACAACCAGUUGGUCAGAAAACCCGACUUUUGUGUCAACUGGCGAGUUCACCGAUACUUGUCCCACGGAUGACAAUGCGGAUGGCGAUGGGCAAAGUCUCAGUGACUCGGGGCCCCCAACACCUAUGGACAAGUCCAAGCCGGAAGCCGAACAUGUUGCAAACGAGAGGUCAUACUUUACGAACACCAAAGUCAUACGGCCAUAUGCUAUUGAAGAGCCAGAUGAUGAACCGGUACCACCUGUCCAAAGAUUGGAGCUACCCUGCCUCCCGGAUUGCCUGGAGCGUUGGCAGCGCGAUUUACUAGAUCGCAUGAACGAUUUGAAUGAUGAUGCUGCAAAGAGUCACAGUAGCAAGCUCCGUGCUUCUCCCAAGAGAGGCCAAAAACGAAAGCCCGGCAACCUGACUAGCUCUUCCUCCUAUACUUGGCCUCAUCGAUUCAAGUCUAAUGCUAGACUCGAGGAUCCUGCAUUGUCGAUUCCGGGUCUCAGCCCAAAGCGACAGCGCCGACGCAGUAAGAUCGUCGGAGAUGCUGCCAGGGCUGACCAGUCUCCUUCGCUGAAUGACUUCCGCGAGCCCCGAUCCAAUGGAAGCUCGAGUUCGGAUCUACCCUCAACCGCAAGCAGCGCCGCCAUGAGCAACGAUUCGGCCUUGACUGAUGAAAUGGACAUUGAUUGA